AUGAUCGCAAAAAAUAACACCGAUGGUCAGCCAGCCAUCAUUCCACUGAUUGUCAACAAUGAGUCGAUCGUGACCGACGUCGCAUUUGACGUCAAGAAUCCCACCACGGGUGAAGUCAUCGAGCGUUGCGCCGGCGCCUCUGUUGACGAUGCUAACCGUGCCGUGGCCGCUGCAAAGGCUGCUUUUCCCGCUUGGAGCCAGACAAAACCUUCCGACCGCAGAGACAUUUUGAACAAGGCUGCGGAGGUCAUGCUCUCCCGGAAGGAAGAGUUGAUCCGGUACCAGAUGGAGUCAACUGGCGCGGGGCGAAUGUUUGUCGAAAAGACGUUCAUGCUCGGUGUCGGUUUCUUGAAAGACUUUGCGGCACUCAUCCCGUCCAUUGAGGGUACAAUCCCAGCGGUCAAUGGAGAGUCUGCGAUGGUCUUCAAGCAGCCGUACGGAGUAGUCCUAGGAAUCGCGCCCUGGAAUGCUCCUUACAUUCUGGGGGUGCGCGCGGUCGCUCUCCCUUUGGCUGCUGGCAACACCACCAUUCUGAAGGGCUCCGAACUAGCACCGAAAUGCUUCUGGGCAAUUGGGGACAUCUUUCGUGAGGCGGGUCUUCCUGCGGGCUGCGUGAACGUGGUCUACCACCAGACCUCGGAUGCUGCAGCCGUUACAACUGCCCUCAUUGCCCACUCAGCUGUGCGCAAGAUCAACUUCACGGGAAGCACCGUCGUUGGUUCGAUCAUCGCUUCGACGGCCGGUAAGUACGUCAAGCCGGUGCUCCUUGAGCUGGGCGGCAAAGCAUCGGCUAUCGUUCUGGAUGAUGCCAAUUUAGAGAAAGCUGCGAUGUGCUGCGCCAUGGGAGCAUUUUUGCAUUCCGGGCAAAUUUGCAUGUCCACCGAACGAAUUGUUGUGCAGCGAUCGAUUGCCGACCGGUUCAAGCAGCUUGUGGCCGAAGCGUCCGAAAAGGUCUUCGGAAAGCAUGCGCCGCCCUUAGGUCUCGUCAACUCGGCUGCUGUGAACAAGAAUAAGAGUCUGGUGGAAGACGCGCUUUCCAAGGGCGCCAAUCUCAUCUAUGGUGAACCUCAAAAUAUUGUUCCCAAUAGCCGUAGCAUGCGGCCCGUCAUCGUUGGUGAUGUGACCAAGAACAUGGAUCUAUAUGCCACGGAGUCGUUCGGCCCCACCGUGUCCCUGAUUGUGGUUGAUACCGAGGACGAAGCUGUCGCACUGGCUAACGACACCGAAUACGGCCUUACAUCCGCCGUGUUCACGAACAACCUGUUCAGGGGACUCAGGGUGGCCAGACAGAUUGAAGCCGGAGCUGUUCAUAUCAACUCGCUAACUGUGCAUGACGAGCCGGUUCUUCCGCACGGCGGCUGGAAGAGUAGCGGAUACGGCCGAUUUGGAGGCGUGGGUGGAUACGAUGAGUGGUUGCAAACCAAGACCGUGACCUGGGUGGAAUAG
This is a messenger RNA of Aspergillus saccharolyticus JOP 1030-1, 1446 nucleotides long. RefSeq names its product aldehyde dehydrogenase. The record is from RefSeq and is a predicted model, not a curated record. Gene Ontology annotation, molecular function: succinate-semialdehyde dehydrogenase (NAD+) activity. The transcript has 4 exons. NCBI's taxonomy places the organism in Eukaryota, Fungi, Ascomycota, Eurotiomycetes, Eurotiales, Aspergillaceae. The coding region runs from base 1 to 1446 and encodes 481 amino acids.